This is a messenger RNA of Epinephelus fuscoguttatus (brown-marbled grouper), 1928 nucleotides long. It is a transcript of the gene pusl1, whose product is annotated as pseudouridine synthase like 1. Gene Ontology annotation, molecular function: RNA binding; pseudouridine synthase activity. Gene Ontology annotation, biological process: tRNA pseudouridine synthesis. The coding region runs from base 602 to 1504 and encodes 300 amino acids. The record is from RefSeq and is a predicted model, not a curated record. The transcript has 8 exons. NCBI's taxonomy places the organism in Eukaryota, Metazoa, Chordata, Actinopteri, Perciformes, Serranidae.
GCGACGGACAGGGCUACAGAGUCCUGUCACACAACAAGGAGAAAACAUUUCGCCUUAAACUAUAAAUUAAUGUUUACGUGCGCGCUUAAUUUAUAAUACAUGCAGAUGUCACAUAUGUGAGUGUGCGCGUGCAGAAGGUAUGUUGUACCGGCAGCGCGUGACCGAACAGAGAUGCCCAGGCGGGAUGUCCGAGUGUCUCGUGGGAAAUAUAGAAUAUCACAGCGUUUGUAUUUGACACAGUGCUCAUGUUUAAGUUGUUUUAUUGAGUUGUUAUCAGGAGAAAAACACUGAUUAAAGUGAUGGACUAACCUGCUUUUCUAAUAGCCUACAUUAGCUGCAGCUGUGGUCUCUAAUGUGCUUCCGGACUACAAAACUGUAACCACAUGGAAAUACGGCUCGUGUCGACCUUCAGUCUACUGUCUCUGCUGUCGCCCAAACACGAAUGCUUCACCAGGGGGGUUUGUAAGAGUCCUCAAUGACAGUCCUCAUCAGUAACCACUGACCCGGUGUUUAUGUCAAAGCUCCCCUAAAAAAAAAUGUAACGAUUCAUUGUAAAGGCGAACAGUGUGAUCAGGAGGUGUCACAGCCAUUUGGAGAGACCAUGCACAACAGGGCACGUUAUCUCAUCUUUUUCCAAUACAUAGGAACAAAAUACUGUGGUGCAGUGAAGGUGCCCCAGCCAGGAAGCACAGGGGUCCAGGAACACUUGGAGGAUGCUAUAAGGAGGCUGAGGCCGCUCAACCCAGUGUUCCUGUCAAUCUCCAGCAGGACAGACAGUGGUGUCCACGCCCUUUCUAACUCCGCCCACUUUGACCUCCAGCGCAAGAACGAUAAGCCACCAUUCCCUGAAGACCGUCUGGUUGAUUAUCUUAAUUACCAUCUCAGUGAGGAGCAAAUCAGGAUCACUCAUGCCCACCGCGUGCCUGAUAACUUCCAUGCCCGUUAUUGUGCUCAGUCUCGGACUUACAUCUACCGCAUCGCCCUGGGAAUCACCCACAGCUCUCCUCUUCCCCUCACAGAAUACGGUCUGUGCUGGAAGCUCAGCAACACGGAGCUGGAUGUGGGAGCCAUGCAGGAGGCGAUCGCCUUGCUUGUCGGGACUCAGGACUUCAGCACCUUUAGGGCCGUCAACAAUGACAUGCCUUUCGUAAAUCCUGUGAAGACGCUGACUGUGGCCAGCAUACAGCCAGGCGGCUCCUUCGCACAGGCACACUACCACAGAGAGAUACCAUUCUGGGAGCUGACAUUUAAAGGCAGAUCUUUUCUCUAUAAGCAGGUGCGAAGGAUGACGGGGGCCGUGGUGGCUGUGGGCCAGGGGAAGCUCUCAGUUCCCCAGCUAAAAGAGUUACUGGAGGCUCGGGACACUCUUGCCUACCCAAAAGACAUGGCUGCUCCGGCCCAUGGCCUCUUCCUCACCAGGGUGGAAUACAAAGAGACAGACCUGCAGCUUAUGAAACAGACCUCAGAAGAGCUGUCGUCCUCAAGUGCAAACUCAGAAGAUUAAUUGUGCCAUUCAGUCAUGUUGAUAAACUGUAUUUCCAUACUUCUAUUUGCAAUGGUUGUAAUAAAGUUUUGUAUUUAAGUGUACAUUCUUAUCUUUACUUACAACACAACAGCUUCAUUUUGAGUCAGUGACCCUUGUAGGUGUUUUAUAACAAAUGUUUUUCCACAUUUACACAAAUAAGCAUUUGACUACAUACAGAUGAACAUCUACAUGUUCUUUUAAUUCAACAUAUUAAGAAUACAUAACUGUGUCCAUGAACGCAGCUCAGCUACAGAAUACCACACACCUUGAACCUAUCGUUGCCUACACAUGACCUUCAGGUUACAACAGACUUGCUUUAAGCCUAGUCAGGCAGUAUUACUCCUAUGUAUACAUGUAUGAACUGGGUUUUGGUAGGUUCUUCUGACAAUUAUCAAACAAGGUA